Messenger RNA from Homarus americanus (American lobster), 4156 nucleotides. It is a transcript of the gene Fsn, whose product is annotated as F-box/SPRY domain-containing protein 1-like. Gene Ontology annotation, biological process: synapse assembly involved in innervation; proteasome-mediated ubiquitin-dependent protein catabolic process. Gene Ontology annotation, molecular function: protein binding. Bases 101 to 862 code for a protein of 253 amino acids. Gene Ontology annotation, cellular component: synapse; SCF ubiquitin ligase complex. The transcript has 3 exons. Lineage: Eukaryota; Metazoa; Arthropoda; Malacostraca; Decapoda; Nephropidae. The record is from RefSeq and is a predicted model, not a curated record.
ACUGUAGUGCGCCAUCUAUGUGUGUAGGGGGAGGCCGCCUCAGUAUUGUUCUCCCGGCUUUAUACUGUCACUCAGUAGUUGUGCUGAUGCAGCCGGCAAAAUGGUGAACUGGUGCUUAUUACCAGAUCACGUCUUAGAAGUUAUAUUCUCCUAUUUGGACGUACAUGAUUUACGAAACUGUUCCCUAGUGUGUAAAAAUUGGUACAAGUAUUUGAACGACGAGAACAACGAUGUGUGGCGGCUGCACUGCGUCAGAAAAUUGGCCGAAGAGGCCCUCAAAUCAGACCUUUUAGCAUCUGUUCCAACCUAUAAAGCAAAAUUAAGAGCUUUUUACCAUGCGUGGAACCCUAAUGACUGCUCUAGAAACAUAUACGUGAAACCUAACGGGUUUACCCUACACAGGAACCCGGUGGCUCAGAGUACGGACGGCUCGAGAGGGAAGAUCGGGUUCAGGUCUGGUAGACAUGCCUGGGAGGUUGUGUGGGAGGGACCUCUGGGCACUGUGGCUGUCAUUGGCAUAGCCACCAAGGACGCUGCAGUACAGUGCCCAGGCUAUGUCGCUCUAUUAGGCUCAGAUGAACACUCGUGGGGGUGGAAUCUUGUAGACAAUCACUUGUUACAUAAUGGAGAUUCACAAGGAAAUUAUCCACAGUUAAAUAAUGCACCAAAGUACCAGGUAGGAGAGAGAAUACGAGUAAUACUGGACUGUGAUGACAACACAUUAGCAUUUGAAAAGAACUACGAGUUCCUAGGAGUUGCGUUUAGAGGACUACCAGACAAGCAGUUGUACCCUUCAGUGUCUGCAGUUUAUGGUAACACAGAGGUUUCUAUGGUAUACUUAGGGCCACCGCUGGAUGGCUGACCCGCUGCAUUCUUAGCACAGACAAUGCCAGACUGCAGAGCGCAACAUGGUUCCUCGCUCAUCUCAAGGGAUUGUCCGCCCAAAGUGUCUCAUGUGUUGUGACGGGUGUUGUGGUGAAGGAUAUGGAACAGUGGCUAGCUGCUCCUAAUGACACUUUGUGUUAAAACUUUCAGUGAGAGAAGCUUAAGAGAAAAACCAGACCAAACAUGACGAUAUAGCCUUGAUAAGCUAUUCAUCAUACAGUGGUAAGAGUAUAUUUCUUGCUUUAAACACAUAGGAAAUAAGAACAAGGAUGGACUUCCUAAGGUAUGAAGUGAGUGUUUCAUUCAGAAAUGCAAGCUGUCUAUGCCUUAUUCACAGAUUUUGAAAGGGAUUGGUACAUGGGUAGAAAUUGGAACAUUGUCACUGUUCAGCUACAAUGAGUCAAAAAGCAUGCCUAACAGAGUUUAUCUCUGCCCUGUAUGCAAUGUGCCUUGAAAAACAUAAUAAUAAUGGAGUAAAAUUUGCUUUAAUAUCACUUUUUAUCAAAUUAAAGCUUCUCAAUUAUUUGUAUAUAUAUAUAUAUAUAUAUAUAUUAAUUAUUAAUUACUUACUUUUUAGGCAGAUUAAAAUGAUUUCAGAUUAAUCAUUAGGACUCCAUAUUCUCAAAAAGAAUAGUAGCUCCCAGGUUUAAUGCAGUGAUGGUGGUUUUUAAAAUAACAACAAAAUGAUGUUGCCAAUCUGAAUGUACAACAUAAAAAGAGUUAAUUACUUUUAAUAAAUUGGUAUCAUAUGAGUGUUUCUAGUUCACAUUUUGUGCUGUUUUCAAGCUCACCUAUUGACCCCUUACCCUACCAUGAAUAAGGCACUCCAGUCAAGGAUCACUGAUUCUGCAGUUGAUUGAAUUCAUUCCUCAAAUUCCCACCUUUUUGUGUUCAUUCACUAGUGCUUUAAUAGGCACAACUUCUAGUCAUUUACAUAGUAUAGGGCAAUCUGUUAAUACAAGGAUUAUUGGUGGAGAAAUGUGUAUAAUUGGAAAUCAUGUUAUUUAUUUACUAUAUUUUGCAAGCUCCAGAUUUCCAAAUAUAUUGUUCCAUUUUGUGCAUCAAAGACUGAGUCAAGACUUUGCUUUAGUUGUUGCAUUAUUGCUCAAUCUUGUUUUAAAGUUGUUCCGAUUCAUUCAUACAAUUUACUAGUGUUGAAAAAGACAAUACUAUGGUGCUUUCCAGAAACAUUCCACUAUAUUAGUUGGAUAUGACUAUAUUACCUUACUUUGCAGGUCAUUCCACCUGACUAAGGACCACCAAUACAUUCCUCUUUCUCCUAAGUUUCAAGUGUGCCAUGUUUUUAUUUAUUAACUGGGAAGAUUUUAUGUUCUAAGUAGGUUAUGCAAGUCAGGGUACAAUGCCCCAGGUGCAAUGGCUGUAGUAAAGGAACACAUUUUAAGAGAUUGUGUAAAUGAUGUGGUCUUAUUCAUUUGAAUACUUCAUUGAAUUGUCCAUCAUUUUAAUUAUAAUUAAUGAAAUAUUUGGAGUUAACUUGUUUGUUAUAUCCCAGUGAAGGAGAACUGACUUUGAUUCAAUGUUGUGAUGACAGACCAAUACUAUUUGUUUGUUCAAGUGUUUGUGAGUAUAAAUCAUGUUGCCAAUAAUUUAUUUUUUGUUAUUCUGUUAUUUAUUUUUUGUACAGAUAAAUAUUAUACACAACCACGAGAUAUUAUUUGUGAUGAGUGAGCAACAAAUCUUCCGUAGAUAAUGUGUGUGUGUGUGUGUGUGUGUGUGUGUGUGUGUGUGUGUGCAUAAACCUUAGCAAAGGAUGAACAAGUACAACACAUAAAACUCAGUGCAAUUACUACAAUUACUACUUACAUAUAAGGCAACCCAAGCUGUUGCUUGUUUAUUGUGAUUUUUCAAAAUAACUGUGUCUAAGUCAUUGUACAUAAAUGAGAUGCCAUUUUUAAGAACUUCCAAGAUGUGAUGGUAAUAUAGGACUUUGAAGAUCAAUAUGAAGUGCUAGCAUCUCUUAAGCUUCAUGAAUCAAUGCAAUUGUUACAAUUAUUUUUUAACAUUAGUAUUUUAUAUACACUUUGUGGGUUUACCCCGGCAUUUAGGGUGUGCUUUAUGAUAUACAGUACUUUAUUUUCUAUAUAUAUAUAUAUAUAUAUAUAUAUAUAUAUAUAUAUAUAUAUAUAUAUAUAUAUAUAUAUAUAUAUAUAUAUAUAUAUAUAUAUAUAUAUAUAUAUAUAAUGCUUUUUACUGUACCACGGCAGUCAAUUUUGAAGCCAUUCCUAAUGCUUGAGUGAUUCAGGUUUCAGUGUGUCAAAGUUGAAUGUAAGUCUAGUUUUAUUUGUUGAUGAAUGCACUGUUCUAUUCACUUGGUUUCUUUAUAGUUCAUGUAAUAUGGCACUGGUAAUGUACAUAAUCUUUAAGAUCUUUAUCUGACACUUGCAGUUAUUUUGCGAGUUGUCCACGAAUCUGAUGCUUUUGAAAUAAAUUAUAUAAAAUAUACUGUACUAUGUCUGCCAAGUAAAUGGGUUUGAAAUAAAAUACUGCUAAUUAUAUAAGCCAUUAGGUCUCUUCAUUGUACUUUCUGGUAACACUAAGGUAAUAGUAAAUUUAUGGAAACUUUCUUCUAUUUAUUGGGCAUUCAUUCUUGUAGUAAAUGUUUUGUUGCAUUGAGUGUUAGGGUCUGUGGUAUAUGUUGUGUUAUUUUGUCAUGGGUGAGAAGCUGUAAUAACAAAAUAAGAUAAUAUAUUGUCAUUGGUUAAGUUUCUGGAGGAAGCGUGUGUAGAUGCUUCGGUGAUUGUAUUUAAAUAUUUUUUAUAGUCCUGGAGAAUGAUUUGUAAAUGGAGUGAGUGGAAUAUAUUAUUUACGGUAGCCUAAUCCUCUUUACAACAAUUUACUCCUCAUACACGUAUUUUGUAUGGUGUCAUAGUCUAGGAUAAAUACUGUUCAGUAUUUUGUUAUGUUAGCUAGUAUUGCCCAGCAUGUUCACUUUUGUAAAUAUAUUUAAUAUUUGUAAAUAUUUGUUUAUCUUUCAUUCUAGCACAGAAAGCAGGGAUGACACAUGUAUUUUGUGCACAUAUUAGUGUACUUUAUACGCAAUUUUCUGCUACUACAGCUGGUGCAGCAGCAUCUGUGUAAACAGUGCCUGGAUGCAUUGUGACUUCUAAAUUUUGGAGACAUUAUGUGGUACUGUAUUCCUCAAAUUCUUAAUUGUUUUUAUAUUGACAAUGAGAGCAUUUUUAUAUAUUGUGAGCUACUCAGCACCACAACCAUCAUAUUUCAUCGCCAUUAAAUAAAGUCAGAAUCAUUA